CAAAGCAGCUUUACAGAUUUCCCAGCCUAACCCCCCAGUGAGCAAGCCUAAGGCGACAGAGGCAAGGAAAAAGUCCCUAGACUAAAGUGGGAAGAGACCUUGAGAGGAAUCAAGGCCCGAAAGGGGGGAGCCUAUCCUCCUCUGGCUGGCACCAGGUUAAAUUAGAAUGAACACAUAUGAGAGUCGUCUGUAUUCUAUUACAUGGUGGGAAAAGCACAAUAUUGUAUGAUAAUGUCCAACAGUGUCCCGGAAUGUUCAAUUGGUUUCCUUCAGUUGAGAUUUCUCUGGAAAGGGCUUUGUAGAGGACUUUCAAUGCAAGCUGAUGUGGCAGUGUCCGGACAACUUUCAGAAUGGUCGUCUGCAAACCGUUUUGGCUAGAUUGAACCAUAGAAAUGGCAGCAGGGCAUUCCGAGUGCUGGAGAAUUCGGGGAGUACGAACAAUGUGACCAAGCAUGAUUUUAUGGAACAUCACAGGGCUUGGUGCUGCUCCACACAGGCUGAAAAAGCGAUCUGUGGAGUGAGCCGGAUCUGGGUGUUCAGCUUGAUGCGCAGACAAAAGAUUGGCACCCGCUUGGUGGACGUUGUCAGAAACACCUUUAUGUAUGGAAGCCUCUUGACUAAAGAAGAAAUUGCAUUCUCUGAUCCUACACCAGAUGGAAAACUCUUUGCUACAAAAUACUGUGAAACACCAGCGUUUUUAGUUUAUAAUUUUAUUUAAAUGUAUACUUGUUCACAGACUACAUGACAAAAUGCUGAUAAAGAGUCCGUUUUAAUUUCUGAAACCAGUUCUUUGUAUGGCAUGUUUAGUUUUUGCUGCAAAACAUUAAACAGAGAAAAGGUAAUUUUGCAUUUAAAAUCAGUUUGUCAAUGGUUUAGUGUUUGAAUUAAAACAGCUGACAGAAUAUAGAUAUGUUUUUAGAUUGAGAACUACAGAUUGUCUUGGCUCAGUGUGAUCCUUUUGCACAAGUUUUUAAAAGAUAGAAGACUAGUUUUUUUAGCAGUUACCAUGUACAUAACGUUAAGAACAUUAGAAAAAUUGUCAUUGUUAAAAUACUGAAUUGUUU
Molecule: messenger RNA, 1064 nt
Organism: Lepisosteus oculatus (spotted gar)
Lineage: Eukaryota; Metazoa; Chordata; Actinopteri; Semionotiformes; Lepisosteidae
Source: RefSeq, a predicted model, not a curated record